This is a messenger RNA of Alternaria alternata, 2691 nucleotides long. Its product is annotated as initiation factor 2. Gene Ontology annotation, biological process: translational initiation. Gene Ontology annotation, molecular function: GTPase activity; translation initiation factor activity; GTP binding. The record is from RefSeq and is a predicted model, not a curated record. Lineage: Eukaryota; Fungi; Ascomycota; Dothideomycetes; Pleosporales; Pleosporaceae. Bases 1 to 2691 code for a protein of 896 amino acids. The transcript is spliced from 2 exons.
AUGAACAGAGGUGGUGUCUUCGAUGGGCCGGCACGGAAUCAGAACAGAGACCGCUUUGGACCUGGGGCCAGGAGGAACACGGUGAACGACCGGGGGAAUGACUAUAGGCCUCCACCGCAGAAUCGCUAUACUGUUAACAUGGAUUCAAGACCGCCUGUCCACACUCCAGCAUUUGGCUCAGGUCACUUGAGACGACGAAACGAACCACAGCCUGGACGCGCGCCCUUCGGAGCAGACGAUCGAAGGUCACCACAGGUUUCUAGGCCUCCGCCGCAAAGCAAGAUGCUGGACCAAGACGAGAUAUCUAGGUUAUUGGGUGAUGCGUCCACAAACCGAAAGCCAUACCAACCACUUGCAAGGGACAUGAAUGCGCAAAGAACAUGUUUCCACUGUGGGUCGAAGGAGCACCUGAGCAACGCCUGCCCAACGAAACCGACACUUCGCGAGCGGCCGCCCCAAGGACGAUCGGAACAGAAGACGACAACAUACACGCCACCUCACCGCUACCAGGAAUCGAUAUCCGAUGCGGCAGAGGCAUGGGUGCAGAAGUCUAAAGGCAAACUGGAAAUCGAGCGGUCGGCGCAGGUGCAGAUAGAGGAAGACAGCAGGCGGCGCAAUGACAUGGAGAGCGAGAGAAGGCGAAGCCGCUUUGCCUUUGACGAGGCAGGAGGGGUCAAGAAUCGAUACGAGGAGCCCCAGCGACGACAAGGCGGGAACAAGGGCAGGAACCGGCGCAUACAACGGGAUGAAGAGGAGGAUGAAGAUGGGCCACAGGUCAGCAAGCAAGAACGUAAGCGAUUACGAGCUGAGGCGAAGAAGGCAGCACAAAUUGCCAAGAACGAGCCCACGCCAAUAUCAUUACCCGAGUACAUCAGUGUAGCUAACCUGGCGGGCGCUCUGAGGCUAAAGGUGGAAGACUUUGUGCAGAAACUGGAAGAGCUUGGAUUUGAGGAUGUUCAAAAUGACCACAUCUUAAACGCGGAGCAUGCCGGUCUCAUCGCGCAGGAGUACAACUUCGAGCCAAUUUUCCAGUCACAGGAAGAUGAUGGCGACCUCUAUCCUGCGCCGCCUCUAGAGCCUGAGGCUUACGCUGAGCUUCCUGCACGGCCGCCUGUUGUCACAAUCAUGGGCCAUGUUGAUCACGGCAAGACGACUAUUCUCGACUACAUGCGUUCGACCAGUGUGGCGGCUACCGAAUUCGGCGGCAUCACACAGCACAUUGGCGCGUUCAGUGUUCCUCUGGCAAACGGGAAGAAGAUCACAUUCCUCGACACGCCCGGCCACUCUGCUUUCGAAACGAUGCGCGCUCGUGGAGCCAACGUGACCGACAUUGUGGUUUUGGUUGUUGCUGCGGAUGAUUCCGUCAUGCCCCAGACAGUCGAGGCUAUCAAGCACGCACAAGCGGCGAAUGUGCCUAUGAUUGUCGCCAUCAACAAAAUCGAUAAAGCGCAAGCCGACAUUGAUGCUGUCAAGCUUGAUCUCGGUCGUCAUGGUAUUGAGAUUGAGGACUUUGGAGGUGAUAUUCAAGCCGUCUGUGUUAGUGGAAAGACCGGACAGGGCAUUCCGGACUUGGAAGAAGCCAUCUCAACAUUGUCAGAGAUGUUGGACCACCGCGCCGAUCCUGCAGCCGCAGUUGAGGGGUGGGUUCUCGAGGGUGCCACCAAGAAAUCUGGACGUGUGGCUACCGUCCUAGUUCGUAGCGGUACUCUUCGCCAGGGUACAUUGCUUGUUGCAGGAACUACUUGGACGCGCGUACGUACUUUACGCAACGAAGCUGGUGCCGUGGUCAAGGAAGUGGGACCUGGUAUGGCUGUCGAAAUCGACGGCUGGCGCGACCAGCCCAUCGCUGGCGACGAGGUGCUUCAGGCAGAGGAUGAACAGCACGCUAGCUCAGUGACUGAGCUUCGCAGCGAAAAGGUCGACAGAGAGCAGAUGGCGCGUGACAUGGAAGCCAUCAAUGAAGCUCGCCGUGCAGAGGCCGAACGUCGCGAGGCUGAAGAGGCCGCUGCUAAGGCCAUCAAGAAUGGUGAGGAAGCUGUAGUCGCCGAGAAGAAAGAAGCUGGGCCCGAAGUUGUUUCUUUCAUCAUCAAGGGUGAUGUGUCUGGCUCUGUUGAAGCAGUCAUCGACUCCGUCUCGGCACUCGGCAAUGCAGAAGUAUCAACGCGUAUCCUCCGCCACGGUGUCGGCGCGCCAUCUGAAUUUGAUAUCUCGCACGCCGCCGACGCAAAGGGGCACAUCAUCAAUUUCAAUACUACAAUCCCUAACCAUGUAGCCAAACUAGCGGAAGAGAAGGGUGUUAGGAUCCUAGACAGUAACAUCAUUUACCGCGUCGUUGAAAACGUCAAAGAUGUGCUAUCAGAGAAGCUCCCACCAAAGGUCACCCAAAAGGUCACGGGUGAAGUGGAAAUCGCAGCAGUCUUUGAGAUCAGUCUCGGCGGCAAGAAAAAGCUGAAGGUUGCCGGAAGUAAGGUUCGCAAUGGUAUUGUUGACAGGGGUGCCAAGGCCAGGGUACUCCGUGGCGAGACCGUUGUUCACGAUGGUGUGAUAGAGUCGCUCAAGAACCAGAAGAAAGAUGUGGAGCAUAUGCGCAAGGAUACCGAGUGUGGUAUCGGAUUUGAAGGCUGGGAAGACUUCAAGGUUGGUGAUCGCAUUCAGUGUUAUGAGGAGAAGUUUGAGAAGAGGAACUUGUAA